AUGGGGACUUCCAAUGAGACCGGCAUACAGUGGUGCCUUCCUUCCUGGUUGCGAUUCGGCAAACAAACCGAGAAACUGGCCGACGCCAAGCCCAAACAUCCGAUGCUGGGGCAAAAGAUCCAUCCAAAUGGCCCUCCACCCUUCCUUCCCCUUUACGAAGAUCUUCACGACACACCUUUCAAGCCAAUCCGCAGACAAGAGGAACGAAGGGUUUUAGAGAGUGUUGAUGUCAUCAUGUCGCAAGUCCGCAAGGAGCUCGACAAACUCGAUCCAGGCACACUCGAUCUAAUCGCUGUCGAGCAUAACAUCCGCAGUUGCUGCACUGUGAGAGCAAGUUUCGCCUGCCGAACAAUAAGAUACGGCGAAGACGUGGAAAUGAACGAACAACUGAUAAUGAAGACGAGAGAGUAUAUCAAGGCGGUAGUGAGUGUAGUUCAUGGACCCAAGAACAAAAAGCUAAUUCGCCUUAUUAUGGAAAAAGCCGCCAUGGAGGCAGUUUACUAUCAGAAAGCCUUGAAGCCAUGCGAUAUCAAGCUGGGAACAUACUUUGAAGAGGACCCCUCUCAGUACCGGUAUAUCGGCCUUACGUAG
Clonostachys rhizophaga is the source of this 591-nucleotide messenger RNA. The record is from the annotation of a GenBank genome assembly. NCBI's taxonomy places the organism in Eukaryota, Fungi, Ascomycota, Sordariomycetes, Hypocreales, Bionectriaceae.